This is a messenger RNA of Oreochromis niloticus (Nile tilapia), 1461 nucleotides long. Its product is annotated as G-protein coupled receptor family C group 6 member A-like. NCBI's taxonomy places the organism in Eukaryota, Metazoa, Chordata, Actinopteri, Cichliformes, Cichlidae. Gene Ontology annotation, molecular function: G protein-coupled receptor activity. Gene Ontology annotation, biological process: G protein-coupled receptor signaling pathway. The record is from RefSeq and is a predicted model, not a curated record. The transcript has 2 exons. Gene Ontology annotation, cellular component: plasma membrane. Bases 276 to 995 code for a protein of 239 amino acids.
UCCAAAGGAAGUGUUGUGGAGUUUGUGUUGCAUGUGUGAUUGGAGACUUUUCCUCUGGUAACGGUUCAGACUGUAAACCCUGCAGUGAAAGGCAAUAUUCGUCUGAAAGGUUGGAUCAGUGUUUGAACAAAACAGAUGAGUUUCUCCCGUGGUUGGAUCCCUUCUCGAUCAUCCUCUGUUCUCUGGCAGCCACUGGGAUCAUUAUUACUGUUGUGUUUGCUGUUCUGUUUGCAAUCAAUCUUGGAACUCCCGCUGUGAAGGCAGUCGGAGGUUAUAUGUGUUUCCUUGAGCUUCUAUCCCUGCUGGCCGGCUUCUGUCUUACGUUCACUUUCCUUGACAGACCUACUCAGAACUUAAACUGUGUCGGUGUGCCGCUCUUUGGUAUAGUCUUCACCGUCUGCAUCUCUUGCAUUCUGGCCAACUUGUUUCAAAUCUUGUUGGGCUUCAACUUUGAUCUGACGAUAGGGCCCUGGAUAAAGAAGCUAAAUCAACCACUGGUGCUGGUGACUGUUGUCUCUGGGAUCCAGGUGGCCGUGUCAGUGUCAUGGCUGAUCUUCAACCCACCCACUCCUCAAGAGACGCAAGGGGGCACAACUAUCCUGCACCAGUGUGAAAUGACGUCCUUUGGGUACUUUUCAGCCAUGUUAGUCUACAAUGGUUGCUUGGGCCUUACUUGUUUCCUGUUUGCAUUCAAAGGUAGACGGCUGCCAGACUUGUACAAAAAUGCUUCUUUAAUCACUAUCAGUAUGCUGCUGUUUAUGGUCAUGUGGAUCAUCUUCCUCCCACUUUAUCUCACCAUGUCAGGGAAGUACAAACCAGCAGUACAAGGUGCAGCCAUCCUUACUUCCUGCUUCAGUAUCCUCUUCAGUCACUUGGCCCCCAAGUGUUUUAUUAUCUUGUUCAGGAAAGAGCUUAACCAAGAGAGCGCCAUCACUGAGUACAUUUGGAAGCAUUAUGAGCGGAAGGGCAUAUCUGUGAUUUGCACACAACACUGAUUUGCAAAGAAAUAAAUCUUGGAGUCAUGUUAUAUUCCCUGGCAGUUUAUGGUAAGGCCCUUGAUAUUGAAGACUUUCUGUUACCCCAUUUCAACCUUUCUGACUCUAACCAUUUACAUAGUCAUAGUCAAUUCAGAGUAAUGUGCGUACAGGGGAGUGCUGAAGCUAUCCCAUCUCUCAGUGAGCAAGUGGCUGGGUACACCCUGGCCACAGGAAUUUCCAGUUGUAAUAUUAUCAUCAGGAAAGUGUUUACUGUGGCCUUAGAUCCAGGAAGCCAUGGGCUAUUCCCCAUAGACAGUUGGAAUUCUUUCUGUGACCAUGAGGCACUCCGGGUGGCCCUUUUGUCAAUCAGGCACAAGAAUUUCCCUUUAUUAGGAGCCGUCUUGAAAUCAAAGAGGCCUCCUCAUAAUGUAAACUUUAAGCCUUAACAAAAUGAAACAGGUGACCAAUAAAGCAGAAAAGAAAC